AUGUUAUGUGAGAUGGGUAUGAGUAAGGGGCUGGUGGUGUGCUCGCUGCUGGUGUUCGUGUUCGUGGCGGGCGUGCUGGCCACGGCCGUGCUGCAGCUGGUGUCGGCGGCGACAGAGGCCGGCGGACAUGGCUCCUUGGAAUGUGUGUUCAACAUCUGUAGCGUCUCCUCGCUGCUGUAUGACUGUGUUUCAUACUCCGUCUUCGUUACAUGUGGAACACUAUCCUGUCCAAGGACGCGGCGGAACCUGCCGGACUUGCUGGCCCUGAUGUUACUAAUCGUGACUAAGUUCUAA
This is a messenger RNA of Danaus chrysippus (African queen), 294 nucleotides long. The record is from the annotation of a GenBank genome assembly. NCBI's taxonomy places the organism in Eukaryota, Metazoa, Arthropoda, Insecta, Lepidoptera, Nymphalidae.